Molecule: messenger RNA, 2334 nt
Organism: Erigeron canadensis
Lineage: Eukaryota; Viridiplantae; Streptophyta; Magnoliopsida; Asterales; Asteraceae
Product: auxin response factor 18-like
Exons: 6
Coding region: 197-2197 (666 amino acids)
Biological process (GO): response to hormone; regulation of DNA-templated transcription
Cellular component (GO): nucleus
Molecular function (GO): DNA binding; protein binding
Source: RefSeq, a predicted model, not a curated record
CGCAUCACUCUUCUUCUCCACUUCUUCUCCUUUCUCCUGCCUUUUUUUCGCUAAUGAUUCGAUGAACGCCGGAGCGGUUUCUCACGAGAGCUUAUUCAGGGAAAUAGGCUGUGUAAAGUAAAACUGCAGCUAUUGGUUUUGUAAGGAAUAAGGGGGUGUUAAAAGAAGGUUGCCAUCUGGAAAACAAGUGACAAUUAUGAAAGAGUUAGAGAAGAGUGUGGACCGUUGUUUAUGGCAUGCAUGUGCUGGAGGGUUGACUCAAAUGCCUUUGCCAAAUUCAAAGGUGUUUUACUUUCCCCAGGGCCAUGCUGAACAUACGCUUACAAAUGUAGAUUUCAGUGGGAUGCCUAGGGUUCCGGCGUUCAUUCUUUGUAGGGUGAAUGAUGUGAAGUUUUUAGCAGAUGUAGAAACCGAUGAAGUUUAUGCUAAGAUUAGUUUAAGUCCACAUGGAAACAGUUUCAGCGGUUAUGAUUUCGAUGAUGAAAGAAACCUGCUGGAGACGCGUACUGGUUCUGAGUCCUAUGAUAAACCCUCUUCUUUUGCAAAAACGUUGACACAAUCUGAUGCAAAUAAUGGUGGAGGUUUUUCUGUCCCCCGGUACUGUGCUGAGACGAUUUUUCCUCGUUUGGAUUAUUCGGCUGAUCCCCCUGUUCAAACUGUGGUGGCUAAGGAUGUUCAUGGUGAGGUAUGGAGGUUUAGACAUAUCUACAGGGGGACACCAAGGAGACAUCUCUUGACCACUGGAUGGAGUACUUUUGUGAAUCAAAAGAAGCUGGUUGCUGGAGACUCCAUUGUGUUCAUGCGAGCAGAUAAUGGGGAUCUUUGUGUUGGGAUUAGACGAGCUAAAAGAGGGGGAAUCGGUGGUCCUGAUUCCCCUUUAGGCUGGAGUUCUAGCUCUGGAAACUCUCCUACCUAUGGUGGAUAUUCUUCCUACAUACGGGAAAAUGAUUUGAAAAGAAAUGGUAGAAAUGUCAGUUAUAAUGUUAUUAGGGGGAAAGUGAGGCCUGAAUCUGUUAUAGAAGCUGCAUCCCUUGCUGCCAGUGGUCAAUCAUUUGAGGUUACUUAUUAUCCCCGCGCGAGCACUCCUGAGUUUUGUGUGAAGGCUUCUUCUUUGAGUCAUGCAUUGCGUGUUCAGUGGUGUGCUGGGAUGAGGUUCAAGAUGGCAUUCGAAACAGAGGAUUCGUCACGUAUAAGCUGGUUCAUGGGAACUGUAUCUUCUGUUCAAGUUGUUGACCCGUUUCUAUGGCCUAAUUCUCCAUGGCGUCUUUUACAGGUAAAUUGGGAUGAACCUGAUCUUUUGCAAAACGUGAAGCGUGUAAGCCCAUGGCUGGUCGAAUUGGUGUCACAUAUGCCACUAAUUCAUCUCUCACCCUUCUCUCCACACAGAAAGAAGCUAAGAUUACCUCAACCCCCAGAUCUACCUCAUGGCGAUUUUGCCGUUCCACCCUCUUCAGGCAACCCCCACACGCCCAGCAGUCUUUUUUCUGCAGGCAUACAGGGAGCCAGGCAUGCUCGAUUUGAGAUCCCAUUAUCGGAUUUCAAUCUUACCCACCAACUGCAGUUGGGACUUCUUCCUUCCACUUUUGAUUCAUCUAAGGGUCCUGAUGGUGUUAGUAAUACUGAUGACUUAUCCUGCUUGCUGACCAUUGGAACCUCUAGCCAUAACCUGGACAUCCCCGAUGACAAAGUAAAGGCACCUGUGUUUCUAUUAUUUGGUCAGCCGAUACACAUUGAGCAGCAGAGCUCCAGUGGCUGCUUUAGUGAUGAAUGUUCAAAAGCUAACCAUUCAUCGGAUGGAAAUGCAAAUGAGAUUCUGUGGGACCAUGUCUAUCAAAAAGAUGACUAUGGACUCAUUUCCAGUAUCUGUGAAGUGUUCGUAGAUUCUGAGGAUGUGGGUCGAAAACUUGAUCUUUCUGUUGUUGGGUCUUAUGAAGAACUUCUUGGGACUUUGGCAAGUUGGUUUGGAAUUGAAAGGUUUGAUGAUUUAACUUGUGUGCUUUAUAAAGAUUCAGCAGGUGCUGUGAAACGAGUUGGUGAUGAACCUUUCAGUGAGUUUGUGAUGAAAACAAAAAGGCUGAAUAUUCUGAUGGGUGCAUGCUGCCAUGAUGAUGGAAGAAAACCAAUUACUGGGAUGGCUAGCACCAGACAUGGGCUUGAGUCUUCUAACCAAACGGCGACUACUAGUAUAGUCGCUUAGAAGCAUCAAAGUUGUAUGGAUAACUUGUGUGGUUUGUGUAGUUGAAUUUUGGAGACUUUGUACCAUAAAUGUUUCCUUUUCGUCAUAUGCAUACAGCAUACUUUUAAGAAGCAAUCAAUACUAGUUCUUUAAUGCAA